Molecule: messenger RNA, 2194 nt
Organism: Mandrillus leucophaeus (drill)
Lineage: Eukaryota; Metazoa; Chordata; Mammalia; Primates; Cercopithecidae
Gene: TTLL11
Product: tubulin tyrosine ligase-like family member 11
Exons: 7
Coding region: 104-1537 (477 amino acids)
Biological process (GO): protein polyglutamylation; microtubule cytoskeleton organization
Cellular component (GO): cilium
Molecular function (GO): tubulin binding; tubulin-glutamic acid ligase activity
Source: RefSeq, a predicted model, not a curated record
UUCCCAUUUGGCCGGCGCUUGCCUUGUGAUAUCUACUGGCACGGAGUUUCAUUUCACGACAAUGACAUAUUCUCCGGUCAAGUGAACAAGUUUCCAGGUUCGAAUGGUGAAAGAUGAUGACCCCUCCUGGAAGCCCACUUUUAUCGUGAAACCUGAUGGUGGUUGUCAGGGUGACGGAAUCUACCUCAUUAAAGACCCCAGUGACAUCCGCCUGGCAGGGACCCUCCAGAGCAGGCCGGCGGUGGUCCAGGAGUACAUCUGCAAACCUCUCCUUAUCGACAAGCUCAAGUUUGAUAUUCGUCUGUAUGUCUUACUCAAGUCCUUAGACCCCUUAGAGAUUUAUAUAGCCAAAGACGGACUCUCUAGGUUUUGUACCGAGCCAUAUCAGGAGCCCACCUCCAAAAACCUGCACCACAUCUUUAUGCACUUAACCAACUAUUCACUGAACAUCCACAGUGGCAACUUCGUCCAUUCGGACAGUGCUAGCACCGGCAGCAAAAGGACUUUUUCCAGCAUCCUUUGUAGACUGUCUUCCAAAGGUGUUGACAUCAAGAAGGUCUGGUCUGACAUCAUCUCCCUGGUGAUUAAGACGGUCAUCGCGCUGACUCCAGAGCUCAAAGUCUUCUACCAGUCAGACAUCCCCACGGGGCGGCCGGGCCCCACGUGCUUCCAGAUUUUAGGCUUUGACAUUCUUCUAAUGAAAAAUCUGAAGCCUAUACUACUUGAAGUAAAUGCAAAUCCCAGUAUGAGAAUCGAACAUGAGCAUGAACUUUCUCCAGGGGUGUUUGAAAAUGUCCCCAGCCUCGUUGAUGAAGAAGUGAAAGUGGCUGUGAUCAGAGACACUCUGCGCCUCAUGGACCCACUUAAGAAGAAAAGGGAGAACCAGUCUCAGCAGCUUGAAAAACCAUUCGCUGGAAAGGAAGAUGCUUUGGACGGCGAGCUGACCAGUGCUCCAGACUGCAACACCAACCCCGAAGCCCACCUGCCUUCCAUUUGCCUCAAGCAGGUGUUCCCCAAGUAUGCAAAGCAGUUCAACUACCUGCGCCUGGUGGACAGGAUGGCAAAUUUGUUUAUCCGGUUCCUGGGCAUCAAGGGGACAAUGAAGUUGGGGCCAACAGGCUUUCGUACCUUCAUAAGGAACUGCAAACUCAGCAGCAGCAGCCUGUCCAUGGCCGCUGUGGACAUCCUCUACAUUGACAUCACACGGAGGUGGAACUCCAUGACCCUGGAUCAGCGGGACUCAGGGAUGUGUCUGCAGGCCUUCGUAGAAGCUUUCUUUGUCCUGGCUCAGAGGAAGUUCAAGAUGCUGCCACUUCAUGAGCAGGUGGCCUCGCUGAUCGACCUUUGCGAGUACCACCUGUCCCUGCUGGAUGAAAAGCGCCUGGUGUGUGGCCGAGGCGUCCCGUCGGGGGGCCGGCCCCCGCACCGUGCCACUCCCCAGGAGCCCUCCCCAUCGGCCCAACCAGCAGGGGACAACCCCCCACCCCGCACCAGCUGCGCCAAUAAGCUCUCCCUUCCCCGACAUACCCUGUCCUGAGGGCCACUCUGUCCUCCCGAAGACGGAAGACCAGAGCGGCUUUCAGGGCUGGAGAGCCCCAGGCAUUCUGCCUGCAGAGGAAUGGCAGGCAGGCUGCCGAGGGGCCCGGCUGAGGUCCCCACGAACUGUCUCUGUGUGCGUCUGAGCUGUGCUUCACCAGGCUGGCUGGUUCUCACCUGCCUUCCUCCUCACACCUCCUGGUGAUACACCCUGUUUUCGAGUCAUCAGUGGACAUGUGACAUCUAAAACAUGACAGAUGGCACCUUCUAUUCUGGGCUCACAGGAAGCACCAACUGGGGCAAAUCUGUUGUGUUUAGGGCACAGGACACAGUCGGUCCUAAGGCCCGGAGCUGUGGAGAGGAAGCCGAGUGUUUGGAUCUGCUGCCGGGGCCUCCGCGUGCCCACCGGGAAAAGCCCGAGAACGUCGUGUUUAUUUCCUGCGUCCCGUUCCGAGAGAAGGAAGUGGAAAUAUCAAGUAGGCGUCUGCGAAUCUCCCAUCCCAGGCAUGUGCUACAUGGGUGUAGUGAACAGAUUAACCUCAUUUAGUUCAUUAGCUUUGCCUGUUGCUGCAAUGUUUGGUUUGUUAUUAAUUAAGAAAUAAUUAAUUAAGAAGUAACUAAGACUCCUGGAGCCUCAGAGCUGGCAGGAGCCUCGGAG